Messenger RNA from Cuscuta campestris, 4658 nucleotides. Lineage: Eukaryota; Viridiplantae; Streptophyta; Magnoliopsida; Solanales; Convolvulaceae. The record is from the annotation of a GenBank genome assembly.
CCUCGCAACUCCCUCUAAUCCCUAUUUAUCUGAGGAAUUAAAAAAACAAACUGUUUCGAGUUUCGACCAAACAAAACCAAUCCGGAGAGAUAAAGAGAACAGCAAUCAAUCCUAUGAACACUACUAAUAAUAGAGUGUUCUCCAACAACUUCAAUUGGACAUCUCACUACAACUCUCUCUCAAUGGCUUCCAUUCGCUCCGGCCUCAAAGACUGCUUCAACCCCGACACCCUCCGCACCUACCUCGCCGAGUUUCUCUCCACCUUCUUCUUCGUCUUUGCUGCCGCGGGGUCCACCAUGGCCUCCCGGAAAAUGUCGCCUGAGGCGGUGGCGGAUCCGGCGAGCCUGGUGGGGACAGCGGUUGCGAAUGCUUUUGCUUUGACGGUGGCGGUUUACAUUUCGGUUGGUGUCUCCGGCGGCCACGUGAAUCCGGCCGUCACUAUGGCUAGGGCCGUGUGCGGCCACGUCAGCAUCUCCGUGGCCAUCUUUUACUGGACGUCACAACUUCUUGGCUCCGUCAUGGCUUGCCUCGUCUUAAAAGUCACCACUGUUCAACAGCAUGUACCAUUGCUUGAGAUCCCGCAAGAAAUGACGGGAUUCGGGGCAUCAAUACUGGAGGGGGUGAUGACAUUUGCUUUGGUGUACACGGUGUACGCGGCGGGCGACGCGAGAAGGGGUGCCAUUGGCUCGGCGGGCGACGCGAGAAGGGGUGCCAUUGGCUCGGCGGGCCCGCUGGCCAUCGGUCUGAUUGCGGGCGCGAACGUUCUGGCGUCCGGGCCGUUCACGGGCGGAGCGAUGAACCCGGCGUACGCGUUCGGGACCGGAUUGGUCGGUGGAAGCUUCCAGAACCAAGCAGUGUAUUGGAUCGGGCCGUUGGUUGGUGGCGUCGUUGGUGGCGUUAUGUACGACAAGGUGGUGUUCCCGGUUUCUGAAUCGCCCGACUCGAUGAGGGGGUUGACUGAGAAGAGACCCGAGAUUUCUUUUCUAGGGUUUCGAUUUCGCAUCAUCCUCCCGAUAGAUUGCUCUUUGGUCGCAGCAAUGCAUAUCAAGGAGAUAUGCCUGGAAGGUUUCAAAUCCUACGCCACGCGGACGGUGGUUUCAGGGUUCGACCCGUUUUUCAAUGCAAUUACGGGCCUGAACGGGUCUGGCAAGUCCAACAUUCUGGAUUCCAUUUGCUUCGUUCUGGGAAUCACGAAUCUGCAGCAGGUUAGAGCUUCCAAUCUCCAGGAGCUGGUCUACAAGCAAGGCCAAGCCGGAAUCACCAAGGCUACUGUUUCUGUAAUUUUUGACAAUUCCGAUCGUAGUAGGAGUCCUCUGGGGUACGAGGAUUGUCCUGAAAUCACUGUCACUCGCCAGAUUGUCGUUGGUGGGAGGAACAAGUACCUAAUCAAUGGCCACCUAGCGCAACCAAAUCGUGUGCAGAACCUUUUUCACUCCGUGCAACUUAAUGUGAACAACCCCCAUUUUCUUAUAAUGCAAGGUCGCAUUACCAAAGUCCUGAACAUGAAACCUCCUGAAGUGUUGUCCAUGCUCGAAGAGGCUGCAGGGACAAGAAUGUACGAGACUAAGAAAGAGGCUGCGCUUAAAACACUUGAAAAGAAACAGAGCAAGGUUGAUGAGAUUAACAAGCUCCUUGACCAGGAGAUUCUUCCUGCUUUGGAGAAGCUUAGAAAAGAAAGGUUGCAAUAUGGGCAGUGGGCAGACGGGAAUGCAAAACUGGAUAGGCUAAUGAGGUUUUGUAUUGCCUAUGACUAUGUCCAAGCUGAACAGGUUAGGGAUAAUGCGGUUAAGGGCCUGGAAGAAAUCAAAGCUAAGAUUUCUGAGAUCGAUGGUAAUGCAGAUAUGAUGCGUGGAGAGAUAAAGCUACUGGAAAAGAAAUCAUCAGAACUGCAGGCUGAAAAAGAGGCAAACAUGAGCGGAGAAAUGAAAAGUUUGUCCGACAGAGUUGACUGUCUUUCACGUGAUCUGGUGAAGGAAACCUCUGUGUUUAGAAAUAAAGAGGAUAUUCUUGGGACUGAGAAAGAUAAUGCCAAACAGAUGGAGACAAACCUUGAAGAAUUGAAGCGUUUAGCAGAAGAAAAGGCUGCUGCUGUACAAAAUGCUGAGGCUGGAGCAUCUGAUCUAAAGAAAACUGUUCAAAAUUUAUCGAAAAAUCUUGAAGAGCUCGAGAAGGAGCAUGAGGGUGUUCUAGCAGGCAAGAGCAGUGGCAAUGAGGAAAAAUGUCUUGAGGAUCAACUAAGUGAUGCCAAAGUUGCAGUUGGAAAGUCUGAAACAGAGUUGAAACAGUUGCAAACCACAAUAAACCAUUCUGAGAAAGAAUUGAAGGAGAAGAAAACUCAGCUGCUCUCUAAACGUGAUGAAGCUGUUGCAGUUGAGAAUGAGCUCACCACUCGGAAGAAAGAAGUUGAAAACACUAAAAGCACUUUGGAAUCUCUGGGGUACAAUGAGGAACAGAUGGAAGCAUUACAAAAGGAUCGUUUGAUUGAAGUAGAGAUGAUUCAGAAGUUGAAGGAAGAAAUCAGUGUUGUAUCUCCUCAAUUGGCUAACGUUGACUUCACAUACAAUGACCCUGUGAAGAAUUUUGAUAGAGCAAAGGUAAAAGGUGUGGUUGCUAAACUCAUCAAAGUGAAUGAUAGUUCUGCCAUGACUGCCUUAGAGGUUGCUGCUGGUGGAAAGUUGUACAAUGUUGUUGUAGACACAGAAAACACUGGAAAACAGCUUCUUCAAAAUGGUGGUCUUAGGAGACGAGUAACUAUUAUUCCUCUAAACAAAAUUCAAAGCCAUCCUGUCCCUCAAAGAGUUCAAAGUGCUGCAACUAGACUCGUGGGUAAGGGCAAUGCUGAAGUGGCUCUUCUUCUCAUAGGAUAUGAUGAAGAGAUCAAGAGUGCAAUGGAGUAUGUAUUUGGAUCAACCUUUGUUUGCAAAACCCCUGAUGCUGCAAGGGAGGUUGCUUUUAAUAAGGAAAUUGGAACUCCAAGUGUGACACUUGAAGGAGAUAUAUUUCAGCCAAGUGGACUCCUUACUGGUGGUAGCCGAAAGGGUGGUGGUGAAUUGUUGAGGAAGCUUCAUGUUAUGGCUGAGGCUGAAUCCAAACUUUUGUUGCAUCAGGAGCGUCUCUCUGAAAUUGAUGCUAAGAUCAAUGAGCUACGGCCUCUUGAGAAAAAGUUUAAAGAUCUUAAGGCACAAUUGGAACUUAAGUCAUAUGAUCUUUCAUUAUUUCAGAACAGAGCUGAGCAGAAUGAACAUCACAAGCUUGCAGAAUUAGUAAAAAAGAUUGAGCAUGAAAUAGAGGAAUCAAAAUUAGCUUUGAAAGAGAAAGAGCUCCAGUAUGCAAACUGGAUUGAGAAAGUGUCAUCUCUUGAGAAGUCAAUCCAUGACCAUGCUGGUAGUAGAGAGGACAGGCUCAAAGAUCUGGAAAAGAAGAUUAAGACAGUAAAGGGUCAGACUCAAUCAUUGUUGAAGGACCUUAAGGGGCACGAAAAUGAAAGGGAGAAGCUCAUAAUGGAGGUAGACGCUGUCAAACAGGAAUAUGCUGCAGUAGAGAGCCAGUUGACUUCUUUGAAGAAGCAGAUUACUGACCUUACUAUGGGAGUGGAUUCUCAGAAGGCAAAGGUUGUUUCUGUGAAAAAUGACUACGACUUGGCCCAAAAAGAACUGGGCUCAGCACGAUUGAAGAUGAAGGAAUGUGACACACAGAUUUCAAGCAUUCUCAAGCAACAGCAGGAGCUUCAAAGUAAACUUAGUGGGGCUGCUCUUGAGAAGAAGAGAUUGGAGAAUGAGGUAAAACACAAGGAGAUAGAUCAGAAAGACUGGUCACUUAAGGUGGAGAAAUUGCUUGAAAAGCAUGUGUGGAUUGCGUCAGAGAAACAACUUUUUGGGAAAAGCGGAACCGAUUAUGAUUUUUCAGCACAUAAUCCUCGUAAAACCAAAGAUGAAUUUGAAAAGCUACAGGCUGAACAAUCAGGCCUUGAGAAGAGGGUAAAUAAAAAGGUCAUGGCUAUGUUUGAAAAGGCCCAGGAAGAGUACAAUGAUUUGAUAGCUAAGAAGAACAUUAUACAGGAAGAUAAAGAAAAAAUCAAGAAGGUGAUUGAAGAGCUCGACGAGAAGAAGAAAGAAACACUUAAAGUUACUUGGGAAAAGGUUAACAGGGACUUUGGAUCAAUAUUCUCCACACUCUUGCCUGGAACGAAUGCAAAGCUGAAUCCUCCAGAAGGAUGCAGUUUCUUGGACGGCCUGGAGGUGUGUGUAGCAUUUGGAAGUGUUUGGAAACAAUCACUUUCAGAGCUUAGCGGUGGACAGAGAUCUCUACUAGCACUUUCUCUCAUUCUGGCUUUGCUUCUUUUCAAGCCAGCUCCACUGUACAUACUUGAUGAGGUUGAUGCAGCUCUCGAUCUUAGUCACACGCAGAACAUUGGCAGGAUGAUCAAGAGUCACUUUCCACAUUCCCAGUUUAUUGUUGUGUCUUUGAAAGAAGGGAUGUUUACCAAUGCAAACGUGCUUUUCCGAACGAAAUUCGUUGACGGCGUCUCCACUGUGCAGAGGACUGCCGCAGCAAAGGACAAGUAGUGAUGUGAGGGUGAUGUAUGGCAUUCUGUAAGAUCAAAUAGUAGUAGUACUAGUAAUGAUGUAAUUAUUGUGAAAUGAAACUCUUUAGUGAAU